Cloeon dipterum is the source of this 705-nucleotide messenger RNA. Its product is annotated as mitochondrial inner membrane protease subunit 1-like. Gene Ontology annotation, cellular component: membrane; mitochondrial inner membrane peptidase complex. Gene Ontology annotation, molecular function: serine-type endopeptidase activity. The record is from RefSeq and is a predicted model, not a curated record. The coding region runs from base 184 to 663 and encodes 159 amino acids. Lineage: Eukaryota; Metazoa; Arthropoda; Insecta; Ephemeroptera; Baetidae. The transcript has 3 exons.
AUUUUUAAGAUCGUCCCCAUCAGUCAGCUGGCGAUGAAAAUUUGUUAGUUUUGUCCUCUACCCUCUAUGACCUGAAUUUUCUUCCCCAACAGGCUCUGCAGGCGCAAUAUUUCGGCUCCAAUUCGGGCAGUGAUGCGUGUUGCAGGCCUCAAAAGUGUUUUUUCGUGACCGCUAACGUCAAGCAUGGGGCUGCUGAGCUGGAACCUGCGUCCCAUGACCCGCCGUGCCCUUGGCAUGGUCGGUGUCAUCAUCAAGUACGGCUGCAUUGCACACUGCACCUUCGAAUAUAUCGCCGACAUCGUCGUGUGCUCAGGUUCGUCAAUGGAACCAACGCUGUUCACAAAUAACGUGUUGCUGACUGAACACAUCAGUCCCAGACUGCAGAAGAUCAAGAGAGGAGACAUCAUUGUAGCCAAAUCGCCCACCGAUCCGAGACAAUUCGUCUGCAAAAGAGUCACCGGAAUCGCCGGUGACCGCGUCAAAAGCGGAAUUUUCACAGAAGUGCAGAUUCCUCCUGGUCACGUGUGGUUGGAGGGCGACAACCGAGGAAACUCAACUGAUUCACGGAAUUACGGCCCCGUGCCGGCCGGACUUAUUCGCAGCAGGGCCAUCCUGAGGGUUUGGCCUCCGCAGGACGCGUGUCUUCUCACUAAGUCAGAUUAGAUUUUUGAAUGCCAAUAAAGGAAUUAUUUUUGAGAUGCUCAA